Batrachochytrium dendrobatidis JAM81 is the source of this 501-nucleotide messenger RNA. RefSeq lists its product as uncharacterized. Lineage: Eukaryota; Fungi; Chytridiomycota; Chytridiomycetes; Rhizophydiales. The coding region runs from base 1 to 501 and encodes 166 amino acids. The transcript is spliced from 2 exons. The record is from RefSeq and is a predicted model, not a curated record.
AUGCAAGCCGAUUUGAUAAAGUCGAGUGACAACAGGGCAACACACCUGCCAGUGUUUGCCUACGGAUCACUCAUGGCAGAUCAUGUAUUCGACAGUGUAAUGAUAUCUGGACUUGGUAACAAUUACCAACGACCUCGUAAAACGACUGGCGCAAUACUUUCUGGAUAUCAGCGGUUUGGAGUCGCUGAUCAACCUUAUCCGGCUGUUGUUCCUGCUACACCCAACAACACAGUCCAAGGUGUGCUAUGGUAUAUUCAAUCCAAUUCAGAAAUACAGUUGCUCGACCAUUUCGAGACAGAUCUGUACCAAAGACAAGUUGUUUCUGUGAAUAGUAUGGGUGAAUCAGACACUGUUCAAGCCUAUGUCUAUAUCUGGAAUCGCGAACUAUCUUUACUGACUGGAAAAGAAUGGAAUUAUGAGCAGUUUCUUGCCAAGGAAAUGAAGGAAUGGAUCAAGACUCAGAAUGGGGCUGAUGGACAACCCUUGACGACUCAAGGUUGA